AUGGGGUCUGACAAUGAAGACUUUGCUAAAAAACAACAGGAUCUUCUGAGCUCACUGGCUCGUUUAACCAAGGCCUCCCAGUUUGUUAAUCCAGCAGAUGUUAUGUUUCUUAGGUCAUCCUCAAAUUCCAUUGCAAACUCGAUAGAUGCAACUUCAAAUGCACUACUAAGUGCAUUGAAACAGACAACUGCAUAUGCACGUCUUUCUGCUCUGCCCUCUGAAGAUGACCCAAUGCAUGCUAAAAAACCUCAACUCUCGGGAGAAGAUGUCAUUGAUCGAUUUGAUUUGAUUGUAGAUGUGAUUGACGAUUUGUUGGAGAAAACGGAUGUUUAUUUGGAUACUCUUAAAAAGACUCCCAAAAGUAUACUCGAGUCUGCCUCCAAUACAAUCUCAACCAAUCCAAGUGGAAACUCUACAAGUUCAUUUGCUUUACCAAAAGCCUAUGGAAAUCAUCGUCCUCAACUUGGUUUUCAAGAUAAAAUCGACAAUUCAUUUGCUCCAUUUAUUCCUCGAAUUCAAUAUAAACCUCAUGCAAAAAUCCCGCUUGAUUUGACCUUGGUCAAGGCACCAAUCAGUUCUUCCAAUUUAAAAUUUCAAUCCGAAGACUCUGUGGAUAGUCAUGAAAAUCAACUUUAUUGUGUGCAGCAUCCUUAUCGAUCUGAAAUUGAAACUAUUCAGUACCCUGUGGUAUACUUUAAACAGCAUCCCGAAGAGAUCUAUCGAUCCUUGGAGUCCACUCCGCUUACAUGGAUUGACACACCAGACAAACUCGAAACACUGUGCAGUAUCCUAGAAGGUGUUACAGAAUUUGCAGUCGACUUGGAGCAUCAUGAUUUUAGAUCCUACCAGGGAUUUACAUGUUUAAUGCAGAUUUCGACAAGAACUGAAGACUUUUUAGUGGAUACCUUGAUUCUUCGAAACUCGCUGCAUGCAUUGAAUACAAGCUUUGCAAAUCCUCAGAUAGUAAAGGUGUUUCAUGGUGCAGAAAUGGAUAUUCAAUGGCUUCAAAGAGAUUUUGGCGUUUAUGUAGUUGAUCUUUUUGAUACAUAUCACGCAUCCCAUGCAUUGGAGCUAGAGGGCCAUAGUUUAGCCUUUCUCCUCAAGUAUUAUUGUGAUGUAGUUACUGACAAAAGAUAUCAAUUGGCUGAUUGGCGUAUACGUCCCCUUCCAAAAGAAAUGGUUCAUUAUGCUCGCAUGGAUACGCACUAUUUGCUUUACAUUUUUGACCGAAUGCGAAACGAACUGCUGAACAAGUCGAAUCCCGAAACUCACAAUCUAAUGCAUGUUACUUUAGAGCGUUCUGGAUUAACCUCCUUGAACACUUAUCAAAAAGCGCCUUACUGUAAGGAUGGUCUAAGCCCAAAUGGGUGGAGGUCAUUGCUUAAUCGACUCAAAAUUUCAUUCAAUGAGGAGAAUUUGGCAGUAUUCAAGGCCAUCCAUGAAUGGAGGGAUCGUAUUGCUCGAAAAGAAGACGAGUCCUUACGAUUUGUUCUUCCCAACCACAUGUUGCAAACUCUGUCUCGAGUAAUGCCCACAGAUGGACCCGCUGUUGUUGCAUGCUGCUCCCCAACUCCAUCGCUUGUCCGUCUCUACUCCAAAGAGCUUGCUCAUCUUAUUUUUCAAACUGUGAACACCGUGCGACAACUAACUACGAUGAAAAACAAUGCGGCAAAAAAUAUCUUAUCUCAAGCUACUAGCGAAUCUGAUACUGCUGCAGCACCUGUGCAUAUUCGAUUUGACGAUACUGUUACUAAACAAACCAUCUAUCCACAGACUUCUUUGGCAAAAUCAGAUGCCAAGUCUGAUAAUACUGCUAGCAACAUAGAUCUUACUUGCCCAGAAUCGUCUACUUUAUGUCCUAUGAAUACACAUUUACAAUUAUCUUGCGAAAAACGAUCUCAUGGCUCAAUUCUUGUACAUGCUACAAAAAAUUCGCGUCUGUUUACUUCCAAGCCAGUUGAUGUUGGUAAUCUAUCCAGCCAGUCCGCAUUGGCUAUAGAUCACGCAGCUAGAAUCCGUUCGCGGCUUGUUUUGCAAUCGCCUGCAUAUACAGAAGCAACUCCCAAAAAACCUUUUGAACCGGACACCCCUUCAUUGAAAGCUGCAGUUGUGACUGCUACAGUUGAUUCGUCUGAUCCCAAAACUGAUCCAAUUGAAUCUGAUGCACCAGCACCCAACGUAGAUGAUCACACCCUGGAUAUUGCAAAUGUGGAUACACUAACAGUGGCUCGUUCAAAACCUAACAAGACCAACAAAAGACAAAGAAAGAGUGCAGUUGAGACUGAUGAUGUUAAGCAAGCAUUUACUCCCUUUGAUUACAGUGUAAAUGAAGCUAGCUCUGCUACCACUCACAAGCAAUCUCGUCCUCAAGAGGUCUACUCACCCUUUGGUGAAAUUGUAACAAAAAGGAACAAGCCAAUUCGAUCUCGGAUUCACCGCAAAUCAGGAUCAAAGUCGAAAACAUUUAAAUCUUCCAACUAA
Batrachochytrium dendrobatidis JAM81 is the source of this 2481-nucleotide messenger RNA. RefSeq names its product exosome nuclease subunit RRP6. The coding region runs from base 1 to 2481 and encodes 826 amino acids. Lineage: Eukaryota; Fungi; Chytridiomycota; Chytridiomycetes; Rhizophydiales. Gene Ontology annotation, molecular function: nucleotide binding; single-stranded RNA binding; 3'-5'-RNA exonuclease activity. The transcript is spliced from 7 exons. Gene Ontology annotation, biological process: nuclear polyadenylation-dependent antisense transcript catabolic process; poly(A)-dependent snoRNA 3'-end processing; TRAMP-dependent tRNA surveillance pathway. Gene Ontology annotation, cellular component: nucleolus; nuclear exosome (RNase complex). The record is from RefSeq and is a predicted model, not a curated record.